This is a messenger RNA of Symbiodinium sp. CCMP2456, 771 nucleotides long. Lineage: Eukaryota; Dinophyceae; Suessiales; Symbiodiniaceae. The record is from the annotation of a GenBank genome assembly.
GACGUCCUCCGCGGCAGUUUUCGAUGCACGUACGAUGAGGCUUUCGGCGCGUUCCCGAGUAGCCGGGUCUUCGUGGAGCGAGCGGUGGACCCUUCAGGCCGCUUAGCGCAGCCUCCCCUGGAUCCGCGUCUGCAAGCACCGAGCCCAAGCGAACACGUGGUGGUUGCUUCUUGCCCUUCGGGACACCUUCUUGCAGGGCAGCUCCGGUGCCUGGCGCGGCGUGCCCUCGAGCCGGGCAUGGCCCUGUGCUAUGCAGGCGAGCUGUACUACAGCGAAGCGGACCAUGCCCAGUACUCAUCAUCCUAUUCCCUCCUGUCUCGCAACGGCAUGGUCGUGGAUGGAGCGCGCUACUCCAAUGAGGCAUCGUUUGUGAACCAUUACGUGGGAAUCGCGGAUGCUCCGAACUGUGCGAUUGGAUCAUCUGAAAUGCAUGUGGCGACCAUCGAGGUGACUCAGCCUAUAGGCCUUGAUGAGGAGCUCUUAGUGGACUACGGCAUGGAGCAUUGCGUGCGCAACGAGGUGCCACACCCCCGUGUGCCGGCAUGGGCCCGCGAUUUUGCAGCCCUGGCCCGGGUGCAGGCGGUUGGCGAGCGGCUGUCACGGCUGAAACAGGAGCCGCUGGACUCCGGAACCCGGCAGCGAGAGCUUCGGAAGCUCCUUCGCCAAGGCCACGUCAAUGUCUCACUGCUCUCCGAGGAUGGUCGCGAGGAGGUCAGAAAGCUCCGAACAGAAGUCAAGGGACAGCUGCGGUCUUUGCUGCUCGCAUCGGCG